Diabrotica balteata is the source of this 1826-nucleotide messenger RNA. NCBI's taxonomy places the organism in Eukaryota, Metazoa, Arthropoda, Insecta, Coleoptera, Chrysomelidae. The record is from the annotation of a GenBank genome assembly.
UCUACUACCACAACCUUGAACGGUCAGUAUUUUAGCGAUUUCAUCAAAAAAUAUUCGUAUUUGAUUCCGAAAUACAAACACGAAUAGAUACAUGUGUGAAGCGAUGGAUGUUUUUAAAAACGUAUAUCCCGUGUUAGCAGCAGUGUUUGUUAUUUAUAUUGUUUACAAAUUUUUAAAAAUACGUACUCUUUUAAAAAAAGUUUAUAAGUUGCCAGGACCUCCGAAACUGCCGAUUUUUGGAAAUUUCUUUGAUUUAUUCUCACUGGAUACAGUGCAACUAUUUAAAAAAUUUCGAGAAUGGGGUCAAAAAUACUCUCCAGUUUAUUCAUUUGUUGUAUUUAACAAGGCGAUAGUAUGUAUCUCUGGAGCUGAAGAGUUCGAGAAAAUCGCCGCUGGAUCUAAACAUCUUAGCAAAGGAUUUAGUUACUCACUUGUAGAACCAUGGCUUGGAAAAGGUCUUUUGACAAAUUCAGGUUCCCUGUGGCAGCAAAGAAGAAAGAUUUUGACACCUGCAUUUCACUUCAGUAUUUUACAGGAGUUCGUAAAAGUGUUUAAUAAAGAGACUGCUAGGUUAGUCGAGAAUAUCAAACAAGAAAAUAAGAAAUCGGCCACAAAUAUAGUUCCAUUAAUUUCUCAAACCGCUUUAAACACUAUUGCAGAAACAUCUUUUGGAACAACGCUAGAUAUGACCAACAAAGACGACAAAAAUUACGUAUCUGCAAUACAUGAAAUGGGUGAAAUCUUGAUAUACAGAAUAGUAAGACCUUGGUUCCAUUCUUUAUUUGUAUUUAGUAUAUUAUCUUCUAUUGGAGCUAGACUCAAACAAGUCUUAUUAACGCUGCACAGCUUUACAGAACGUAUUGUACUAGAAAGAUCAAGAGAUUUUAAACCUUUUGAAGUUAAUACAGAUGGCGACAUAAAGAGGAAAAAACUAGCUUUUCUAGAUUUAUUGUUGAAUGCAAAAAUUUCCAAGGGUAUUAUCGAUGACCAAGGUAUUAAAGAUGAAGUGAAUACAUUUAUGUUUGAAGGGCACGAUACAACUGCCACAGGUUUAUCAUGGGCUUUACGUCAAUUGGCAAUACAUAAAGAAUAUCAGGAUCAAAUUUAUGAAGAAAUUAUAUCUGUAUUAGGAGACGCACAAAAACAACCAGACCUAAACGACCUAAAUGAACUAAAGGUAAUGGAACGAUUUAUUAAAGAAACUCUACGUCUUUUCCCCGCCGUGCCUUUAAUAGCAAGGACGUUAGAUGAAGAUAUAGAACUAAAUGGACAUUUGAUUCCCAAGGAAGCCACUAUUGAUAUCUGGAUUUAUGACAUUCACAGAAAUCCGAAAUAUUGGCCAGAACCUGAGAAGUUUGAUCCCGAUCGGUUUUUACCUGAAAAUUGUGUGAAUAGACAUCCAUUUGCUUUUGUACCUUUCAGCGCUGGACCCAGAAAUUGUAUUGGUCAGAGAUUUGCAAUGUAUGAGAUGAAAGCUAUUCUUUGUGGAAUUAUGCAGAAUUUCUCAGUGGAACUCGCUGAUAAAAAUGAAAAAGUUGAAAUAAUAACUGAUUUAGUGCUAAGGAGUGCACACGCAAUUAAUUUGAACUUUAUACCUCGUACGAACUAAUAUUGUGAUUUUGUGAAUUGUAACGAUUAAAUAAUUUGUUAUUAUAUAAUUUAUUAUUGAUUGUAUUAUUGUUAUUGUGUUUUUACUUUGUUAUCAUAAUUAAACUAUAAUAUUUUACAUGAUGCAUUGUUUAAGACUGAUAAGGAUAUUUUUCUUCUUCUAUGAGAGCGUAGGGUGAAGACAUUUUGGAAAUAUGAAAUAUAGAUAUUAACAAAAC